GCCGAAUGGCCGCAAACGAGCAUUACUUGGGUUCGUAGGAAACUUGAAUACUUCCACAGAAUAUCGAGGAUAGAAGAGGCAGAGUGGAGGAAACUGUUGGAAGUAGAAGGAAAAACUGUUACUAUUAUCUAGGCUGGGGUGGGUGCGGUUACUUUCUUGACUUUCUGAAGAGUAGCUACAGAAGUGAUUCGAUAGAGGUUUUAUGACUCCUACCGUCUCUCUACGAACAAGCUAAGGCGUCCGUAGGGAUAUGAUAGAUAUGUGGGAUUUAGAGCCUCAAGGUGUAAUGCGAUUGUACCACCCGUCAUGUUUGCUAAAGGGGGCGUUUGGCUUAAGAUACACGACAUCAGCGAUGAUUCGACUGCCGCUGGACCAAGUACAAUUCAAUGGAACAGACCCUCACGAGUGAAUAUAGAAGUCAGAGAAUGUAACUGGUAUCCCAAUCAAACUACCUAAUGGUACAACACCACAGUCCAAGAAAAGUUUGGUCCGACGCUAAUUCAACGAGGGCAAACCAUUUGAUAACAAUCUUUCCACACCGGCAGGAUGUCUUCCUCGAAACCCAUCUUAAUAAUCCUGGCCUUGGCCUUUACCGUGGUAGUAUUCACCGAGCUCGUCAAGGCCAUCCUUCAAAUCUCCCUAGCCAUCAUGAUGGCCCUCUCUAGUACCAUCUUCAAUGUCCUUCUUAACGGAAUUUGGGCAUUCCUCUUUUGUCUUCUUAACGUCGUUAUCUUGCUCGGCCUUUGCUUUUACGACAUUACGUUGUGCUUGGUCUUCAUUUUUGCUACCCUCGGGCCCCUGAUCGCCGGCUUCUUUUUUCUAAGGGGUUUCCUAAUGGGAAUGGGACCUCUUCGUUCCCCUGAGGGCGGCUACUAGUAUUAAUUUGUGUCUAGCGAAGCGAGAGAUCCUACAUGGGAUGAAUCUCUUAUAACGGAUAGCAAGGGUCGUGUGUGCCUGAGAUUCGUGACGUCUCAGUUUGUACAGCAUCUUCAUAGAAGAGGGACGUUGGCGUGGAUAUAACGGAUAGACCAGAAGACGAAGACAUAGAUGAUGAGCCGUAUGAUUGUUUUUUGCUAGUAUAUUCUGUCGUGCAUACAAUUUGUA
This is a messenger RNA of Daldinia loculata, 1104 nucleotides long. RefSeq lists its product as uncharacterized. NCBI's taxonomy places the organism in Eukaryota, Fungi, Ascomycota, Sordariomycetes, Xylariales, Hypoxylaceae. The record is from RefSeq and is a predicted model, not a curated record. The transcript is spliced from 2 exons. The coding region runs from base 547 to 876 and encodes 109 amino acids.